CCUUUAAUCUUUAUUUGCAUGACUACAUUUUAUGCAGUUGUAACCUUAAUGUACAUAUUUGGUAUUUUUUUCAAACAUGAAUUGAUUAGACAUUGUUGCUAUUUUGUAUCUAUUUUGUUAACAUAAGAACUUCCUGUGUUAUAUCAGAUUUUUUUUUUUUUUUUUUUUUUCUGAGACGGAGUUUCGCUCUUGUUGCUGCCCAGGCUUGAGUGCAAUUGUGGAUCUAGGCUCACCACAACCUCCGCCUCCUGGGUUCAAGCGAUUGUCCUGUCUCAGCCUACCGAGUAGCUGGGAUUACAGGUGCCCGCCACCAGGCCCGGAUAAUUUUUGUAUUUUUAGUAGAGACAGGGUUUCACUAUGUUGGCCAGGCUGCUCUCGAACUCCUGACCUCAGGUGAUCCACCCGCCUUGGCCUCCCAAAGUGCUGUGAUUACAGGCGUGAGCCACUGCGCCCGGCCUCUAUGUCAGACCUUAAUUAGCCAUUUCCUGUUAGUUAGAAUCCUGUGCCGCUCCUUCUUGCCUUUUACGGUGUUUGGAUAAUAUGCUGUGAAUACCUUUGUGCACUCAUUUCUUUAUUCAGGUCAUACCACUGAAACAUACUCCCCAGAAUAAAACUGAUGAUGAAAAGAUAGGAACAAUUUUAUACCUUGUCUUACAUAUUGCAAGAUUUUGCACUGCAUUGAUGUAUUGUUAACUUUGCAUGUUUGUCUUCUUUUUAAGCUCUCCUUGGAGAGUUUUUAAAUUUUCAGUACACUCCACAGGGUGGCCAAAGUAGAACUGCUUUGUCAUUGAGUAUAGGUUCAGUUAAAAACAACAAUCUGGCUCAGAGUUGAACACAAAGAAUCCAAUAAAUAUUAAUGGGUUAAUUUUCAGGUACCUUAGCCUUGACUUUCCUGUUUUCCAGAUUUCCCCUCCUUUUCCUUUUCGGUAUGUACUUCAUUAUUUAAAUGGGCAAUUUCGGGUUAGGCAGUUCUAGAUAGCGGUUCCCUUCCUGUGCCCGUUCUGGAACCUCUCUCGCCCUUCUGCGGUGCGAAAAAACCCAAUUCACAGCCGUCAUCGCCACUGAAGUUACACCCAGGGGUCGCUUCAAGAAGGAAACGUUUUCUUUAAGAAUUUCUAUGCCAGUGAAUUGGGGAAGGUUUUAAAGAUAACGGAGUUUGCCACGCGUUUCUGCCAAACAAUUCGACGUUGUGUAAAUCGCAGAAAUUCCAGGAAGGACUAACGACGUCCGUGGAUGAUUCUGCGGCUCACAGGCACACAGGACACGCUGGGUUUACCCUCCCGUGUCCCGACGGCACUACAGUUUUCAGAUGCUUCAAGUGUUGUGAACAGAGACUUGUUUGGAUUAUGCAUUUCUCAGCUAGACUAAAUAAAUGCUAGCAAUGGAUACGUGCAAACAUGUUGGGCAGCUGCAGCUUGCUCAAGACCAUUCCAGCCUCAACCCUCAGAAAUGGCACUGUGUGGACUGCAACACGACCGAGUCCAUUUGGGCUUGCCUUAGCUGCUCCCAUGUUGCCUGUGGAAGAUAUAUUGAAGAGCAUGCACUCAAGCACUUUCAAGAAAGCAGUCAUCCUGUUGCAUUGGAGGUGAAUGAGAUGUACGUUUUUUGUUACCUUUGUGAUGAUUAUGUUCUGAAUGAUAACACAACUGGAGACCUGAAGUUACUACGACGUACAUUAAGUGCCAUCAAAAGUCAAAAUUAUCACUGCACAACUCGUAGUGGGAGGUUUUUACGGUCCAUGGGUACAGGUGAUGAUUCUUAUUUCUUACAUGACGGUGCCCAAUCUCUGCUUCAAAGUGAAGAUCAACUGUAUACUGCUCUUUGGCACAGGAGAAGGAUACUAAUGGGUAAAAUCUUUCGAACAUGGUUUGAACAAUCACCCAUUGGAAGAAAAAAGCAAGAAGAACCAUUUCAGGAAAAAAUAGUAGUAAAAAGAGAAGUAAAGAAAAGACGGCAGGAAUUGGAGUAUCAAGUUAAAGCAGAAUUGGAAAGUAUGCCUCCAAGAAAGAGUUUACGUUUACAAGGGCUCGCUCAGUCGACCAUAAUAGAAAUAGUUUCUGUUCAGGUGCCAGCACAAACGCCAGCAUCACCAGCAAAAGAUAAAGUACUCUCUACCUCAGAAAAUGAAAUAUCUCAAAAAGUCAGUGACUCCUCAGUUAAACGAAGGCCAAUAGUAACUCCUGGUGUAACAGGAUUGAGAAAUUUGGGAAAUACUUGCUAUAUGAAUUCUGUUCUUCAGGUGUUGAGUCAUUUACUUAUUUUUCGACAAUGUUUUUUAAAGCUUGAUCUGAACCAAUGGCUGGCUAUGACUGCUAGCGAGAAGACAAGAUCUUGUAAGCAUCCACCAGUCACAGAUACAGUAGUAUAUCAAAUGAAUGAAUGUCAGGAAAAAGAUACAGGUUUUGUUUGCUCCAGACAAUCAAGUCUGUCAUCAGGACUAAGUGGUGGAGCAUCAAAAGGUAGAAAGAUGGAACUUAUUCAGCCAAAGGAGCCAACUUCACAGUACAUUUCUCUUUGUCAUGAAUUGCAUACUUUGUUCCAAGUCAUGUGGUCUGGAAAGUGGGCGUUGGUCUCACCAUUUGCUAUGCUACACUCAGUGUGGAGACUCAUUCCUGCCUUUCGUGGUUACGCCCAACAAGACGCUCAGGAAUUUCUUUGUGAACUUUUAGAUAAAAUACAACGUGAAUUAGAGACAACUGGUACCAGUUUACCAGCUCUUAUCCCCACUUCUCAAAGGAAACUCAUCAAACAAGUUCUGAAUGUUGUAAAUAACAUUUUUCAUGGACAACUUCUUAGUCAGGUUACAUGUCUUGCAUGUGACAACAAAUCAAAUACCAUAGAACCUUUCUGGGACUUGUCAUUGGAGUUUCCAGAAAGGUAUCAAUGCAGUGGAAAAGAUAUUGCUUCCCAGCCAUGUCUGGUUACUGAAAUGUUGGCCAAAUUUACAGAAACUGAAGCUUUAGAAGGAAAAAUCUACGUAUGUGACCAGUGUAACUCAAAGCGUAGAAGGUUUUCCUCCAAACCAGUUGUACUCACAGAAGCCCAGAAACAACUUAUGAUAUGCCACCUACCUCAGGUUCUCAGACUGCACCUCAAACGAUUCAGGUGGUCAGGACGUAAUAACCGAGAGAAGAUUGGUGUUCAUGUUGGCUUUGAGGAAAUCUUAAACAUGGAGCCCUAUUGCUGCAGGGAGACCCUGAAAUCCCUCAGACCAGAAUGCUUUAUCUAUGACUUGUCCGCGGUGGUGAUGCACCAUGGGAAAGGAUUUGGCUCAGGGCACUACACUGCCUACUGCUAUAAUUCUGAAGGAGGGUUCUGGGUACACUGCAAUGAUUCCAAACUAAGCAUGUGCACUAUGGAUGAAGUAUGCAAGGCUCAAGCUUAUAUCUUGUUUUAUACCCAACGAGUUACUGAGAAUGGACAUUCUAAACUUUUGCCUCCAGAGCUCCUGUUGGGGAGCCAACAUCCCAAUGAAGACGCUGAUACCUCGUCUAAUGAAAUCCUUAGCUGAUCCAAAGACAAUGGGGUUUUCUUCCUGUGAUUUAUAUAUAUACUUUUUAAAAGACUGAUGUACCAUUUUAAACUUCAUUUUUUCUUGUGAAUCAGUGUAUACUACAUUUAUACAUUUUAUAUCUAACAAUUUUUUUUUUUACAAAGUAUAAAUGUAUAUAUCAACUGAAGGUAACUACUUUUUUCAUAUUUGGAGUUUUAAACUUUUGGUGUUUACCUCAGACUGAUGUUACCUCUUUUAUAUUUUUAUGUCUUAAUUGGCUCGGAUGAUGAACUUGUGCAAUCUUCUACCAACAAAGUUCAAGUGGCAUCAUUUUAUAUACAUGUAUCUUUUUCAGGUAUUUUCUAUACAAAUUCUUAAUAGAUGGAAAAUUAGACUCUACUUUGGUCACUAAUAGUCUUUCAUUUGUAUAUUGAAGUUACCUUGCCCCUUGGAGUUAUUGAAGUGACAUGUCAAGGUAUCACCUAAAUAUUCUUCAGUCACACUCACUGGUAUUUCUGAGGCUUUGUGUGUUAACAGGCCUUGUAAUUGACAUUAUUUUGGUUAAUGUAACCCCAAAAUUGCUUUAGUAAUUGCUCUUUGGCAUAGUCAAACUAUAAAUGAAAAUGGCAGCUUUACAAAUAGUAUAUUUAAGUGAACUCUGGAACUAUGGACAUGAAAAAAAUGAUGGCUGGGAUUUAUGAUUUUUGUCUGGCAGCAAACAGGUUUGUCCAGAAGUCUAAUAAUUAAGCAGUCAUAAAAAGUCUGAAUUUAGUAAACCAGUGUAUGAUGUUAUUCAAAUAGUUUACCUUGGGUAUGAGUUCAUUUUAUAAUGUCUGAUGACAUUAGAUCUCUUAAAACUUUAUGUAUUUUUUUUAGUUCAAAGGAAUAGAGUCUUGAAGAGAAAAAAUUAUAGGGCAGAAAAGAUAAGUGUUCAAAAUUGGCAACUGGACUAUUAUUAUGUCUAGCAUCUCAUUCUAAAUAACUAAAGCUUGAUUUACUCUUGCUAGGAUUAUGUGACUACUAGGUAGGAGCCUCUUAAAACACUGGCCCUGAGCAUUAAAAAAAAAAAAAAAAACUAAAAGCUAUCUAUCUAAACUUGCACAAAAAAAAAUACAGUGUGAGUCACUCUUUUUCUUCUUCUGAUAAUCUCACUGGGUUUCUUUAAAGUCCUGUUGCUGCUAACUUUAUCUUAUUUGGAGAGGGUAGAAUCAACUAAUCUCUGUAGACCAGCUAUGUAUCUAAGCUCUGUUAACCACAGGAAGAUCAUGUAUCCCUUUUUUAUAAGUGGGUUUAUUUGCAGGUUGAAGUCUUAGUGAAAGAUAGUAUCCUGUAGAAUGCUGUUCACCACUAGUGAUCAUCUGUUAAGUACAAACUUGAAAGAGGUCUCUACCAAUAAAUUUUUCUUAAAUUUCACAAAACAAGUCAUCUGGGUUAGCUGAUAGUGAGGUGCAGUGAGACUUUUAUCACUGAAUAGACAAAUCAUUUGUGCCGAAAAUACAUCUGGAAUAUUAAAUGGCUAUGUUUAAAAUUGUUCAUAAUACCUAUGCAAGUUGUUACCUCAACUGUUACACACUUCUUAAUACCUCAUUAAAAAUUUACAUGGUCAAGAUAA
Molecule: messenger RNA, 5105 nt
Organism: Homo sapiens (human)
Lineage: Eukaryota; Metazoa; Chordata; Mammalia; Primates; Hominidae
Gene: USP44
Product: ubiquitin specific peptidase 44
Exons: 6
Coding region: 1373-3511 (712 amino acids)
Biological process (GO): protein deubiquitination; regulation of mitotic cell cycle spindle assembly checkpoint; chromosome segregation
Cellular component (GO): nucleus; cytoplasm
Molecular function (GO): cysteine-type deubiquitinase activity; zinc ion binding
Source: RefSeq, a predicted model, not a curated record